AACUUACAGAGGACCACUUGUGGGAACUUAUAGAGAAGCGAAAAUAUACUGGGGAGCAUUCGCAAGAACAUACAGAGGAGCACUCGCGAGAACUUACAGAGGAAUGUUCAGGACACUCAGAAGAACAUAUGGUGGAGUCUUCGAAAGAACAUUUAGAAGAACAUAUAGUAGAGCACUCAGAAGAAUAUACGGUGGAGCACUUAGAAGAACAUAUGAUAAAGCACUCAGAACAUAUAGCAGAGCAUUCAGAAGAAUAUAUG
Molecule: messenger RNA, 260 nt
Organism: Racocetra fulgida
Lineage: Eukaryota; Fungi; Glomeromycota; Glomeromycetes; Diversisporales; Gigasporaceae
Source: the annotation of a GenBank genome assembly